GUCGACGUAAAUCAGGGUUGAACAUUUUAGGAUCCAGUUGGCCAUUGUGAACUCUCGCGGGAAAAACGUCCCGGUAUAAUCGUGUUCAAACGUACCUCGAUUAAAUACAGGGGUUGCACUUUCGAGUGCCUCACCGUGGACGCCAACGCGGUAUGCGGUUACGUGUUUUCGUCCUAGCCUGUCUCCUAAUCAAGGGGCUGGCUCGAACAGAAGAGGUGGAAGUGGUCGAGGCGAUUCCAGGCGAGGAAAAGAGGAACGAAAAUUCUCCGUUAAAUCGGCAGGACAACGACAUCAAUAGUUCCGACCAGUUAGUUUUGGAUUCCUUGGGUGAAAAGGAUGGGGCAGGAAGUCAUUACAAAUCUGGGAGUCUCCGAGGUAAUCCACUGCCACCAGGUCGAGGUGGGAUCGGCAUGCCUCAUCCGAGACCUCAUCACAAUGUCGCUUAUCAUGGUCCUCCACCGCCUUUGCCAGCUCAUAAGACGCAACCCGAGGCCAUGGAUAAGAUCUAUACGACUGGUGGAGGUGGCGUCAGUACUGCGGUAGGUGCUGAACCAUGGCCUGCACCGACCCCAGACAUGCCGAUGAUCGUAUCGCUCGACGUAAAGUGCGAGAAAAGUUUAAUGAAGGUUUAUCUUGGAUUUGACAAGCCAUUUUAUGGUAUAGUCUUUAGCAAGGGACAUUACAGUAAUGUCAAUUGUGUUCAUUUACCAGCCGGGCUUGGUCGUACAUCAGUAAACUUUGAAAUAAGCGUACACGCUUGUGGUACUGCUGGCAAUACGGAGAAUGGUCUUUAUGGAUAUGGAGCUGGAUCGGGGACCUACUUCGAAAACAUCAUUGUCAUACAAUACGAUCCGCAGGUGCAAGAAGUCUGGGACCAAGCUCGCAAGUUACGAUGCACUUGGCACGAUCUCUAUGAGAAAUCAGUUACCUUCCGACCUUUUCCCGUUGACAUGUUGGACGUCGUUCGCGCGGAUUUUGCCGGGGACAAUGUUGGUUGUUGGAUGCAGAUACAGGUUGGUAAAGGUCCAUGGGCUUCCGAAGUUUCUGGUUUGGUUAAAAUUGGACAAACUAUGACGAUGGUUUUGGCGAUCAAGGAUGACGAUUCGAAGUUUGACAUGCUUGUAAGAAACUGCAUGGCUCACGAUGGCAAACGAGCACCGAUACAGCUCGUUGAUCAGAGAGGUUGCAUCACGAGACCUAAAUUAAUGUCGAGAUUCACUAAGAUCAAGAACUUUGGUGCUUCGGCUUCUGUAUUAUCUUACGCCCAUUUCCAAGCAUUCAAGUUUCCAGAUUCCAUGGAGGUACACUUUCAGUGUACAAUACAGAUAUGCAGAUAUCACUGUCCAGAACAGUGUUCGGAAUCCUCUCCAUUACUCGAACCACAAGGACCUGGCUUAUUUGAGAAUCAUCAUCAUCAUCAAUCUAAUGGACCACCUGAUGCUGGUUAUGGUUUACCACCUCCUCUGCCAAUACAUUUGGAAGCUUACUUGCAAGCAGCUGCUGGUAGACCGAGAGAUGAAAGACGAAGAAAAUCUCGAGAGAUCGUAGCAACUCCGGAAAAAUCUGUUGGAGUCAAUAGAAUCAUCAGAGUCGUAUCUACCGGUGAUUUAACAUUUUCCAUCGAUGAGAAUAACAACGGAGAUAUGAACGGACCAACUAUGGUGUUUCCACAAAAAACUGAGACUCCUACUGCUGGUUCAACAAUGAUUUGCAUGACUACACCUGGCUUUGCGGUGACAUUAGUAGUUCUACUUGCAGUUUUACUUUGCUCUUGCAUAUUAUCAACUUAUCUCUGUAUACGUCUAAGACCAUUCUCGAUAAAAUCACGAAAAUCUGUGUCCUAUUGCAGCAGAGAACAAAAUGGUGCACCGAAAAAAUCCUCGAGGAUGUGUUUCUACUCUUAG
This is a messenger RNA of Polistes dominula (European paper wasp), 1904 nucleotides long. RefSeq names its product transmembrane protein dusky (gene dy). The record is from RefSeq and is a predicted model, not a curated record. NCBI's taxonomy places the organism in Eukaryota, Metazoa, Arthropoda, Insecta, Hymenoptera, Vespidae.